Messenger RNA from Besnoitia besnoiti, 3531 nucleotides. RefSeq names its product adapter-related protein. The transcript is spliced from 16 exons. The record is from RefSeq and is a predicted model, not a curated record. NCBI's taxonomy places the organism in Eukaryota, Apicomplexa, Conoidasida, Eucoccidiorida, Sarcocystidae. Gene Ontology annotation, cellular component: AP-4 adaptor complex; membrane coat. Bases 1 to 3531 code for a protein of 1176 amino acids. Gene Ontology annotation, molecular function: cargo adaptor activity. Gene Ontology annotation, biological process: intracellular protein transport; receptor-mediated endocytosis.
AUGAACGCCGCGGGGUCGAACGUGAGCAGGGAGUUCUUCCACCUCAUAAAAGCCAUUGGAGAGGCCAGAUCGAAGCAGGAGGAGGACAGAAUCGUCGCCAACGAGAUCGCGACUCUGAAAACGAAGCUCAAUGAGCCGAACCUCUCCACGCACAAGAUGCAGGAACUCCUCAUUCGGAGUUUGUACGUCGAGCUGCUGGGGCACGACGCCUCCUUUGCGCACUUCCAAGCCGUGAAGAUGACAAAUCAGGCAAACAACAUCAAGGCGAAGCGACUUGGGUAUUUGGCCUGCAAUCUCUUUCUCAGCGAAGACAACGAGCUGAUGCUCCUGCUGAUCAACACGAUUCAGAAGGAUCUCGUGUCUCCGAACAUUCUGAACGUCCAGUCGGCGCUGCACUGCGUGACGCGUUUGCUGACGCCGGAGAUGCUUCCGGCGCUGCUGCCGUCGCUCUCCUCGCUGCUGCAGCACUCGCACGCGGCUGUGCGUAAGAAGGCGGUGAUGGCAGUGCACAAGGUUCUCGACUUGAAGGAGCGCGAAUUUGAGCGGAAGGCGCUGCAGGCCUCCAAGCUCGCGCGGCGCUCGGCGGCGCCCAGGGGCGACGGCGAGGAACUGGAAGAGAGCGAAAUCAUGGACGGGCUGCGCGACAAGAUGCGGCGCGCCCUCUGCGACGCCGACCCCUCCGUCAUGGCCGUCUCCCUGCACGUCAUCCACCGUCUCGCCGCGAAGAACGUCACCGCCUGGAGAGACCUCGUCCCCUCUCUUGUCUCCAUCCUCAAACAAAUCAUAGAUCGCAAACUCCCCAGAGACUACGACUACCACCGCGUCCCUGCACCGUGGAUCCAAAUCAAAAUCCUCUCGCUGCUGGCGACGCUGGCUGCAGGGGAUCAGCGCGCGUCGGAGGAAGUCUACGAGCUGCUGCAAGAGGUCAUGCGCCGCGCGGACGCGGCCGGCGUGAACGUCGGCUACGCGGUCAUCUACGAGUGCGUCCGCACCGUCGCCGCGCUCUACCCGUACCCGAAGCUCCUCGACAUCGCCGGCUGCAGCAUCAGCCGCUUCAUCUCCGCAGACAACAACAACUUGCGCUACGUCGGCGUCACGGGGCUCGCUGCCGUCGUGCAGGUCUCGCCCAAGUACGCGGCGCAGCACCAGCUGGUCGUGGUGGACUGCCUGGAGGACAGCGACGACACGCUAAAGCGGAAGACACUCGACUUGCUUGUGAAGAUCACCAACCCCGUCAACGUCGCAGUCAUCGUGGAGAAGCUUUUGGGCCAUCUGCGCGCGACGGCCGACGCGCAUCUGCGGACGAAUCUGAUUCAGAAAAUCAUCACGCUUGCCGAGAGGUAUUCACCGGACCCGCGUUGGUUCCUCGAGACGAUCCUGUGCGUGUUGGAGAUCAGCGGACCGGCGCUUCCGGCGGCGCCCGCGAGCUCGGGCGCGGCGGCGAGUCCAGGGGGUUGCACCAGGCUCUCUGGCGGCGCGGCGGGGGGCAACCUGGCAGCUGGCCUGUGCUACUCGACCGCGUAUGCGCUGCUGCAGCUCAUCGCGGAGGGUCCGACUGAGGACGAGGCGUCUGACCGCGCGUUCCGCGAAUUCGCCGUCAACGAGAUGACUGAGCUGCUUGAGCGGAAAAAGCACGUCAUCCCCGACGUCCUCAUGCAGGCGGUGACUUGGGUGCUGGGCGAGUUCGGCUGCUACUGCUCCCUCCCGGGUCACACCGGGGAAAACAUCAUCGAUCUUCUCGCAUCCUGCGUCGAACGGUCUUACGACGACCCCACCACGCAGGCGUGGAUCAUUUCGGCGGUGAUGAAGCUCUGCGUGUUUUACGGCCGCUGCACGCUGGGCGCGUCGUUGCGCCCGGACGAGGAGUCGAGCGGGAAGCUACAGAAGGCCCGCGGCCUCCCUGCCGCCUUGUUGCAGGUGCUUCAGAAGCAGCAGCGCCAACUCGCCACCGCGCCCGAAGUGCAGGAACGCUGCUUUCGCGGCCUGCUCCUGCUCCACCUCGUUCCAUGGCCAGUGCUCAGGCACAUCUUCCCGUUUGACGCCUCCACCGAAGACGUUCAGGUCGACCCGAACUUGCCGUUCCUUGACGAGCCUGUGGCGCCGGCCCUGAAUUUCGCGCCGUACGCGCCUCCGCGGGCACCAUCGACCGCGGUCGUUGGAGCCGCAGCGGGCGGCGUCGGCGGGGCCCUGUCCCCGCCCACGGGCUUGAACGGUGCGGGGUCGUCAGCAGGCCUUGCGCGCGCCGAGGCGGGUGCAGACGAGAAGGGAGGUUUUCAGGUUCAAGGGCCGCGGCGGUGGGGGCCCACGGGCUACCAGUCUGUGGCUGCAGUCUCCGCGGCGGCCGCGCCUCCGGGGCCCGAGCCGGCGCCCCUCCCCGUGUCCGCGCAUCCCAUGGUGAGUCCGGAGGGGGGUUUGUCGACGCAGCAGUCUUCCUCGCCGGUCGCGGGGAGCGCAUGGCGGGCGCUUACGGCGCGGGAGUUGACCGCGGCGGCGCUGUUCAGCGGGACGUCGGCAGCCACUCCGCCGCAGCUGCCGAGGUACUCCCCGCCGCGCGGCGCGUCGACGACCGGCAGUGGCGGAUCUGCGUCGCCCAGCCGGCGCGACGCGAGCGCGGCGGGGAGUCUCGACAGGAAGCGACUCUCGCCCGUGUGGGGGGCCCCGGGCCGCGGCGCAGGGCGCGACGACGACGAGGAUGCCGCGUCGGCGGAGCCGUUGAGGCUCGCGGACGACGCACGCGCUGGAGGUGGCGGCCGCGGCGGCUCGGUGGACUUGCUCGGGCUCGACUCGCCGAACACCGCGGCGAACGGCGAGCGGCGGCGCGAGGUGCGAGGCCGGGAGUUGUCGGGGAGUCCAGAGAACGCGUCGCUGAUGGACGUCCUGUCGCUUGAUUUCAACCGAGAGGAGAUCGAAGACGACUCCCAUGAAGAAGCGGAGAGAGCGCAGAGAUGCGUCGCCAGUCUCCUUCCGCUGCAGACAACCACGGCAGAGGUCGGCGAGCGCUGGCCGUCGCUGCCUUGCGAGACUUCCCUGGCGCUUCCCUGCGUCUCCGCCUCGGGCGUCACGCGAUCUUGCCCCGACUUCCUCACCCACGUCGUCCAGAAAGCAAUUCCUCUGCACGUCGUCGAGGUCAUCGGGGACGAAGCGAUUGCUGCGGCGCGGACGCCCUUGGGCGGGGAUGGUGUGGUGUACGUACACCUCAAGGUGAAGGACCAGACGGCGUCAUUCAUCAUCAAGGCCUCGACGUCGCAGCCCGCACCCGCGGCGCCGUUCGGCAUGUCUGCGCGGUCGCAGUCUCGCGUUGAGGGAGCGAACCACAGGAGGCUGUUUGCGCCUGAAUGGCUUAUCGAAGGCGGAGGGAGGCGCCCUUCCCCCCCCCCCCCCCCCCCGCCCCCCCCAGCGAGGUUGGUAUCGGAGAUGUACUGCGAGGGCGAGCGGUGGCGCAGCGGCAUAUGGAAAGUUUCAGAGGGCGUGCAGCAUGUGGCGCACAUUUCGCAUCCGCUGAGUUGUCUGUUGUCUGCUGUUCAAACGUAG